CCCCGGUCCAAGCAGACAGUCAGGGUGAAAGUAGUCCGGGACAGAAGCAGACAGUUCAGCUGAACUUCUGUCAAAUCUCAGCUUCAGAUCUGCGCCUUUAACUGCGUCUACAUCCUCGGAGUGUUUUGGAUUUUUUUGCGGGUGACAGUAACUGGUCUACGUGUGUGUAGAUGUGUGACAGUGGAGUGUGUGAGGACAAGCCCCCCGCCCCCCCUGUCAGGAUGAGCAGCCAAGGAGGAGGAGCCAAGGACCCCCAGUCAGCCAAUCACAACUCUCGACCGCUGCCGUCUGUACCAGAGGAGAGGAAAUCUAGGAACAAGAUCAUCUCUAUGUUUGCUUCUGAAAAAGGAGGGAGGAAGAAGGACCGGGAUAAGGACAGACCUGAGAUCUCCUCCCCCUCAGAUUUUGAGCACACCAUUCACGUGGGCUUUGAUGCUGUCACAGGAGAGUUCACUGGAAUGCCAGAGCAGUGGGCCCGUCUCCUCCAAACCUCAAACAUCAGCAAAUCAGAGCAGAAACAAAAUCCUCAGGCUGUCCUCGACAUUCUCAAGUUCUAUGACUCCACCAGUGGAAAACAGAAAUACCUCAGUUUUUCCGCUUCUGAUAAGGACUCGCAAUCGCCAGGCAAGCCAGGUAUGGCCACCACCCCAACGAGCGCCAAGGAUGGAGACGAUGACGACGAUGAUGAUACACCACCUCCUGUUGUGGCACCGCGGCCAGAGCACACAAAAUCAAUGUACACCAGGUCAGUGAUCGACCCAAUCCCAGCUCCAGAUGGAGACGCAGCCUCAAGGGCCGCUGAUAAGCAGAAGAAGAAGGGAGGCAAGAUGACUGAUGAGGAGAUCAUGGAGAAGCUUAGAACUAUUGUCAGUAUUGGCGAUCCUAAGAAGAAAUACACCCGCUAUGAAAAGAUCGGUCAGGGGGCAUCUGGAACAGUUUACACAGCUAUAGAUGUUGCCACAGGACAAGAGGUGGCUAUCAAGCAGAUUAAUUUGCAGAAGCAGCCGAAGAAGGAGUUAAUCAUCAAUGAGAUCUUGGUCAUGAAGGAGCUGAAGAACCCAAACAUUGUCAACUUCUUAGACAGUUUCCUUGUGGGAGAUGAGCUCUUUGUGGUGAUGGAGUACCUGGCUGGUGGAUCUCUAACUGAUGUCGUGACAGAGACGUGCAUGGAUGAGGCUCAGAUUGCAGCCGUCUGCAGAGAGGUCCUCCAAGCUCUAGAGUUUCUUCAUGCCAACCAAGUCAUCCACAGAGACAUCAAGAGUGACAAUGUACUACUGGGGAUGGACGGCUCAGUCAAACUCACUGACUUCGGAUUCUGUGCUCAGAUUACUCCUGAGCAGAGCAAACGUAGCACCAUGGUGGGGACUCCGUACUGGAUGGCUCCAGAGGUGGUGACCAGGAAAGCCUACGGACCCAAAGUGGACAUUUGGUCUCUGGGGAUCAUGGCCAUAGAGAUGGUGGAGGGAGAGCCUCCAUAUCUCAACGAGAACCCCCUCAGGGCGUUGUAUUUAAUCGCCACCAACGGAACCCCUGAGCUGCAGAGUCCAGAGAAGCUGUCUCCGGUCUUCAGAAAUUUCCUGUCCCGCUGUCUGGAGAUGGACGUGGAGAAACGAGGAUCAGGCAGAGAACUGCUGCAGCAUCCAUUCCUGAAGCUGGCCAAGCCGUUGUCCAGUCUCACCCCCCUCAUCCUGGCAGCCAAGGAAGCCAUGAGGAGCAACCGCUAAUUCCAGUCCUUAAAGACUCUUUUACCGUCUGCGUAUGAUGAUCAUCAGCAACACGCUGAGAGUUUGUGCCCUUUGAAAAUGCCUCUUUCCUUUGCCCAGUGUUUUUGUACUGAUGCAAGAUUUCUUUUACCUCUGUGCCUUGUUUUUAAAGCCUUAAGGUGCUCUUUUAUCUUUUUGCAGCCACUGGAUACUAUGUAAUCUGAAUUAUGGGAUCGUUUCAGGACUCUCUGCACGCUAAAAACCAAAUUCACAAAUUCAUACACAUUCUGAUGUUAUCACUUGAAAUCCUUGAAUUUUUUAAACUUAGGCCACGUCCACACUAAAGCGGUUUUGUUUGAAACGUAUGACUUUCCUUUGCAUGUGUCCACACUACUCUAGUGUUUUUAAGACUUUCUGAAAAGCUGCUGAUUGUGUUUCAGUUUGGAUUCACUGGGCCUUUUAUGCAGUGUAGACAAACACAGAAACUGUGGAAAAUGAUGAUGUUGACACCCUUGUUUGUUGAUCGAUUGGGUCUUAUAAGUACUUUUGUAUCCUUCCCUGAUUUGUCGAGCCUUUUCAUGUGACACUUCCCAGAAGAAAACAACACAUCACCAAAACCAGCUCAACAUGGACACUGAAUAACAGCUGUUUCUGUUCCUGUUGUCUCUGCAGCUGUUGAAUUCUGCAUUUUUUCCAUGAUACUACUGACUACAUUCACAGCAGACGAGAUGUUAUUUGAGCAGUUUCUGACAAUUGGCAUGUCCACUGGUGUUAUUAGCCCCUGUGUGCAUGAUGGGUGUGUAAAGGUUGUUAGAACGUUCAGAGAUUAUUUCUGAAAUUUCACUAAAAUCCUGUGGACAGGUAUCAUUUUCGUUUUAAAACACAGUUCUAAUAUGAACACAUAUUAGAGUGGAAGUAGCUGAAUGUCCAUAGUCUUGUUCUCAAAGCCAGUGAGAUCAAAAUUUUCCUAAAGGGCUGAGGAAUUCCACUGUUUAAAUUAUUUGGACCAUUAACGACCAUUUGUGCAAGGUAGUAGCUAGGUUCUUGGCGCCUUAGAAUGUUUGUGAAUAGGGAAACGUGUGGGUAUUUGAGUUUCACAGCACCAGCAGGAUAUUCGAUAUGAAAACUGAGAUCUCUGAAAACUGGGGGGAAAUCUGUUCAGUGCAGCUGGAGGAACUGAACAGCUGCAAGAAGAUUUUAAAGGGAAAAUUCAGUCAAUAGUGUAACAGUACAAAAAGGAUAGAUUUAGAAGUCAAAGAUGUUAUAAGCAGUGGGUGGAGGCUGCCAAUACUCCCUCACUCCUCUUUUGGUCGUGCAUUACUUGGUGCCACAGGUUAGGAGGUGUCCCUGACUGGGUUCUGUAGCUAAUCAGUCAGUCCCUAUUAAUUGUAACCUGCAUUACAUUUAUAUUACAUCACCUCUGCAAACUGGCUCUUGGUGUGUAAAGAGACUGGAACAUUUGCAGGUAAUCACCAUACGAAUGUAAAAUCUACAGAUGUGCAUUAAUUUAGCACGAGAACACUUAAAGGUCUGAUGAGAAAGACUUGGCAGGAUCAAUUUGCAUAAACAGAAUAUAAUAGUCACAACAAAGUAUUCAUUAGUGUAUAGUGUAUAAUCACGCUAAAAUGACAAUCAUCUAUUUUUUAUGACCUUAGAAUGAGCUGUAGUGAAUGAGUCUACUGUAUUUCAACUCCACGUUUUUUACAGCAGCACCAAAGAUUUGACACUCACCGGCCACUUUAUUAAGUACACCAGGCGGUGGUCAGUGAGUGCGUAUGCUGCUGUUGUAGCCCAGGUGCUUCAGACUCGAUCUCUUGUGCGUUCAGGGAUGCUUUUCUUCAUACCUUGGUUGUGAUUAUUUGAGUUACUGUUGCCUUGCUAUCACCUCAGACCAGUUAGUCCCUUCUCCGACUUCUAGCAUCAACUAGGAAUUUUCAAGCAGAUGUCUACCACUCACUGGAUUUAUUUCUCCAGAUUCAAGAUUUAGACCAUUCUCUGUAAACCUCAGAGAUAAUCGUGCGUGAAAAACCCAAUUAGCAGUUUAUGAGCUAUUCAAGUCACUCAAAUCACCUUUCUUCCCCAUUCUAAUGCUGGGUUUCAUCUUCAGGAGCUCUUCUUGACCAUGUCUUUAUGCAGUCAGUUGCUGCCUAUGUGAUUUGCCUAUUAGAGCUGGUAAUUGAGAGUAUUAUUAGAGUUGGUGGUAAUUGUGGCAUUUGUAAUGUGCAAAAUAGGUGUACCUAAUAAUGUGGCCAGUGAGUGUGUAUUAUUUUGGACUAAAAGCACCAGGAUUUCUUAUUUUUCCAUCCAUUUAAAAUGUUUUUGUCUGUCCACUUUGCAAACUAAAAACUUUGAAACUAAAUUUUGAGUUCAGUGUGUAGCUACACCUCUGCAAUGUUGGGCUUUCACCUCUUUACUUCUCUGCUUACCUGGAAUGGACUUCAUGUUUUGUUUUGUUUUUUUGUUUUUUUUUCUGGGUUGCAUUCAAUGUGAAGGUGGAGUAAUAUCUAAGGGUGGAACAUACUUAAUGUCUCUUAGGGUGAAGGGUUAAAAUCUGCAACUUCACCACUAGAUGUCACUAAAUACCACACAUUGAACCUUUAAAAUGAACUGUACAGUACAGUGGUGAACAUCUCCCAGUGUGUGUGUGUGUGUGUGUGUGUGUGUGUGUGUGUUUAUACAUGAAACUUUAAUUUAUUCAAUCCAGUCAUCCAGCUUUUUAACCUUCUGGUGGCAGUGCUGUGUGUUACCAGGUACCAAAACACAUUCUCACCAACCACAGUCUCUCUUACAAACUAUACAAGUCCAACUCAGUAUUUAUGUUGACAGAUGCUUAAAAAAUUGCCUUAAAACCUUGUUUGCCAAAAAGCGUGUUCUGUUUUCUCCUCCUUCCUGCCUUACUGUCAGUGUGUCGGUGUGAGUACACAAAUACUGUACGAAAUUGCCUGUAUGUGUCAAACUGGAUCAACAUCCUAUGUAUAUUAUGUAUCGGUGAUGUCCUGUAUUUUUAAACAGCUUUUUGAAGAGUCUGUAUAUCAUUGUUUUAUAUUUGUAACUAACACAACAGUUGACAGUUGAUGUCUAAUUUUUUUUCCCAACAUAUUUCUGAUGUCCAAUCAUCAUCUCUCUUAAACUGUGCAAUUGUUGACACCAAGCCAUGAAUUGUGUUGAAAAGCCAAAGAUUCUCAUGCAAGGGAGUAUGUAGAAAUGAAACCCAGUUUUUAACCUGCCUUGGCAUAGGAUGCUUGCCUAAAAUAUGAACUUACCUCAUUUGUUAGGAACUUUAGACAGUCUGGAAUGAGUUUGCAUUUAGCAGAAUGAUACAAAUAAGUACGUAUAAGAAUAAGGAAUUCAACAAAACUGAGUAUUUGAAAUACUUUUGACAAGCUGGAAUAUAUUAUUGUGAGGCUUUCUGAUCACACAUUCCUGAGAUACUGAAAAUGGGUUUGUUCAUUAAUGGAAAUAAAUAACUUUAAACAUCA
Sphaeramia orbicularis (orbiculate cardinalfish) is the source of this 5182-nucleotide messenger RNA. Its product is annotated as serine/threonine-protein kinase PAK 2-like. Lineage: Eukaryota; Metazoa; Chordata; Actinopteri; Kurtiformes; Apogonidae. Gene Ontology annotation, molecular function: ATP binding; protein serine/threonine kinase activity. The record is from RefSeq and is a predicted model, not a curated record. The transcript is spliced from 15 exons. Gene Ontology annotation, biological process: protein phosphorylation. Bases 171 to 1724 code for a protein of 517 amino acids.